GUGCUUUAAUGAAUAAUGCCUCUUCAAUAACUAAAGCUAUGGAUCAACUUAGUGUUGAGCAUAUAGGUUGCACUGUGCAUACAAAAAAACUUGCAUUAGGAGAUAGAUUUGAUGUUACAAAAGUUAGUAACUUAAUAAAUAAAGCAAAAACAUUAAAUAGCUAUGUUAGUAGUAAACAUAAAUAUUAUGAAAGUUUUUAUAAAUUACAAGCUGAAUUAAAUCUGCAGUACCAAGUUAAUUCUCUUUCAAAUCUUCUUUUAUCAAUAGAAGAAUGGAAUUCAAUAGAUGAGUUAGCAAAACUCUUAUAUCCUUUUGCACAAGCAACUGGAUAUAUUGAAGAAAGCCAAUAUUUCAAUUUAGAAAUAAUAAUUUCUACUCUUAUUAAGCUUUUACAUCAUUUAAAAGAAUUUUAUUCUACAAUUACUUUGCAAACAGUAAAAGCCUGUUGCAGUAAAAUCAACUAA
This is a messenger RNA of Cetraspora pellucida, 464 nucleotides long. The record is from the annotation of a GenBank genome assembly. NCBI's taxonomy places the organism in Eukaryota, Fungi, Glomeromycota, Glomeromycetes, Diversisporales, Gigasporaceae.